Messenger RNA from Entamoeba invadens IP1, 2427 nucleotides. RefSeq lists its product as hypothetical. The record is from RefSeq and is a predicted model, not a curated record. The coding region runs from base 1 to 2427 and encodes 808 amino acids. The transcript has 2 exons. Lineage: Eukaryota; Evosea; Mastigamoebida; Endamoebidae.
AUGUUUGUUAAUGAGUUGUGUGAGUCAUGUUCAACUCUCAAUAAAUGUAUCAGUUGCUCUGAUGAACUCACAUGCCUGCAUUGUGUCGAUGGAUAUUAUCCAGACGAUGGAAAGUGCAAGUCGUGUCUCACAAUCAAUGGGUGCAAAACAUGUUCGUCAACAUCAAAGAAAUGUCACACAUGCAAAGAUGGGUAUUACCUCGACAACGAGUGUAAAUUGUGUAGUGAAGUUUUCAGUAACUCUGCCACGUGUACAUUGAAAAAAGUUCUAUCGUGUCAGCCACACUACUUUUUGAAGAACAAUCGAUGUGUUGGGUGUGACGCAUUGUUUGGUUGUUCAGAGUGUGAAAAUGAAACAAUGUGCACAAAAUGCAACGAUGGACUCAAUUUGUACAACAAUGGAAGUACUCAAAUGUGUUCUCAAGAUUGUGACAUUACAAAAUGUGUUAAGUGUGAUAUCAAUGGAAUUUGUGAGAUGUGUGAAGAGCCAUACACUCUCGACAAAGCAACCAACAAGUGCAAACUGUGCUUUGAUGAACACCAAAAUAGUGGCAAAUGUUCAACAACAGAAAAUUUGAUUGAAUUUUGUGAAUCAAAAAGAUUUUAUUUAAAUAAUGGAAUGUGUCAACAGUGUAACACCACGUUGAGUGACUGCGUUUUGUGUGACAAUUCAACAACUUGUAUAUUGUGUUCCACUGGAUUUUUGUUGGAUGUAAACAAUAGUUGUGUUGCAAAAACGACUUCGAUGAGCAUUAAAAGAGCAACAAACUGCGAAUCCAAUCGACAGAUAUUGGAUACUGAAGGAAAUUGCGUUGAAAUUGCAGCAGACGAGUUCAAAGUGUCAGACAGUGUCAGUAUGAAGUGUUUUAAUUUGUUUUAUGGGUGUUAUUCAUGUGACUACAAACAAAAUUCGACAGUUGACGUUGACAAUUUGGAGUGCUCUGCUUGUCAAAGUGGCAUGGCGUUUGAGUCUCGAGAACACAAGAAAUGCGUGACAACAACAAAUUUGAUAGACAGUGAGGGGUAUAAAAUCGAGUGUACCACGGGAUGUUCGACUUGUACGAACGGAACGAAUUGCCAAUACACAAAAUCGUUUGAGUUCACAGCUCGUUCAGAUGCAAAACUUUCAUACAAGAACCACAAAUACUGUCAGAAGUACCAAGAAGGGUUUGGGUGUGUGGAAUGUUCAAACUCAAUCAAUUUAAAUGGAAUUUGUUCCAAUAUGGAACGAACACAAAAAUGCUCGUUUUAUUUAGAAAAUGACAACACUUUUGAGUGUGAAGGAUACAUCGAACCUUCAAAGACUAAAACACAUGCUACAUUAAAGAAUGACGAUGUUGGAUGUGAGGUGUUAUCGAAUGGACUUUAUAUAAAGUGUUAUUCUAAAUACUUUUUGAAUAAAGAGUAUCCGCCAAAAUGUGAGUCCUGUAGUAACAAUUGUCUGACUUGCACAACACCAACUACAUGUCAAGUGUAUUCGAAUGGGUUUUCUCUGGUAAAUGGAAGUUGUGUUUCACUUUUAAAUUGUUUAGUAUCAACACCAAGUGGAUGUACUGUGUGUAAUGAAGGGUAUUACCUAUUACUUGGUUCAUGUAAAAUGUUAAGUGAAAUUCACUGCAAAUUUGUUGUAAUUACAGCAAACAACGAGGUGCAAUGUGCGUUAUGUGAAGAGAACUACAUUUUGAGUGACACACAAUGUGUUGAUAUGUCGAUUGCGCAUUGCCAGAGUGUCGAUUUAUCAACUUCAAAAUGUGCUAUUUGUGAAGAGAAGUACAAAUUUGAUGAAACCAAAAAAUGUGUUUCAAUGGAAACGACGCAAUGCUCAUAUUCAUCAUCGGGCGAUUGCCUUCAAUGUGAUGCACAAAUUUCACUUGGAACAUCCAAUGAAGGUGAAUCGAUUUGCAGCACCGAAGUAAAGACGAUUUACUGCAAAGAAAACAGCAACACGGGGUGUGCCAAGUGCUUUGAUGGGCAUUAUCUGAGUGGCACCGAAUGUCUUCCGUGCGAUAAGAAGUGUUCAAGUUGUUCUAAAAAUGCAGAGAGUUGUGUUACAUGUGCUUUUGGGUAUUAUUAUGACAGGACAAGCAACGAUUGUAUUUAUGUUGGCGAACUUGCUGAGAAGUGCAAACUGUUCUUACUGAGUGGUGUUGAUUGUGCUGCAUGCAACGAGGGGUAUAUCCUCAACAAUACAGAUUGUGUAAAAUGUGACGAGAAGUGUUUGAGUUGUGUGGGCAACGUUUCAAAUUGUGUGAAGUGCAAUGUUGAAAAUGGGUAUUAUGAAGACGUCGAAUUUACAACAAUUGAAGAUAAGAAGUGUGUCAUCAACACAACACUUGACAAUUGUGAAUGGGUUUCAGAGUAUGGGUGUGCCACGUGUCAUGAUGGGUAUUAUAAAAACAAAUAUUACAAAUGCUCAAAAUGCAAUUAG